UGUGUGUCUGUGUUUCAGUGAGUGAGUUGUUGGCAGUGAGUGAGUCUUAGUCUGACAGAGUCAGAGAGAAAACCAUCAGGUCUACUUUAAAACCUUUUGGGUCUGGCAGUUUGAUCGGACUGAAUUCUUCUGGCGGAGUCCUUCACAAAUUGGAGCCAAAUAACAGAAAGAUCUACAAAGAUAGGAGACACACAAGAAGUUCCUGCUAAAAAAUGGGUGCCCGGGCCAUGCUUGUUGCCGUCUUCCUCAUGUCUACAGUUUCUGUGAAAGCUCAAGAAGGAAAGGUAGAAUUCUGGAAAAAAAACGUCACCCUGACCUGUCCAAAAUCUGGGACAUGGCAUUACGGAAAAGACAAGUUUACCCAGGAAACGCUUGAAUUGGAAUAUAAGCACCCAGUCAAAUUAUUUUGUGAAUACACAGAUGAAGACAAAACUUUAAUCUAUAAGUAUAAUUUCUACGUGAAAGGAAAGGUGUGUGAAAACUGCUUUGAGCUGGAUGCUGAAAUAUUUGGGAUGACCAUCUUUUUGGAUGUGGUCCUGACGGCCGUUUUGAUGUUCAUAAUCUACAAGCUCACCAAGAGGAAAAGCUCAGAUGGACACGCUCCCGUUUCCAAACCACCUGCUCACUCCAGAAACCAGCCUCCCAAUGUGCCCAACCGUGACUACGAGACACUGAACUUACAGACCCGGUCAGCGGAUACUUACUCAACUGUGGUGAACAGGACAGGAUAGAAUGUGCCAUCCAAACUCACCAGAUCAUUGAUAUAACGGCAACAUUGUUGGGGUAUACAUCAGGAUUUAAUUGAUUACAUCACCCCUUUUUCUGCAAAGAGUUCCUGUAGAGAGCUUAUGAUGGAAAUGUUUGUGUUUUGUGUUUAUGUGUUUAGGAUAUGUAAUGCUGACCGUAUAUCUCUGACUAUAACCAACCAAGUGAUUUAAGUAUAAAAGAGAAAGAUUUGUGUGCAGCGUGCGAGCAGUUUGGGCUAUAUUCUGGUGGUUGGUCUCCUCCAACCUCCCCGUUUGAAUUUUAGCAUUCAAUAUGAGCUUUUACUUGAGCUGAAGCACAUUUGCAACAGUCUCAUAUUUUCUCAUUGUCUCAUAUUUUUUAUUAAGAAAAGGCUACUGUAAGCAUAUAACCAUUUUAAAGCCCUAUAAGUGAUGUAAUUUUUGUCCCCUCUUUUGUAAAAUACUUUUUACUGUAUUCAUGAUAUUGAUAAUGGGAAACUGUGUUCAAACAGACCUGCAAAGUUUACUCAAAGGUUUUAACCUGAUCGUUGCUUAAAUGUACAAAAAAAGAGGUAAAAAAAGAAUUCCAGGGUCAUGUCAGGCAGUUUGGAUUCAGAACAGUGAAGUUAUUUUUAGGUAUUAAUCUCAUGAAGUCACCACUUUUAAUCCCACUGAACACAAUUUUUCAAGGGAUUUGAAUUUUGAUAACAUUUCCAAAUACUAUUUGUAUGGGUGUAUUUCAAUGCCGUGAGCCAGAACUUUCAAAUACAAACCCAAGCAUAUCAUCGACAAGGUUUGGAGACUUCAUCAGAGCGGCAACAAGAAGCUGCUUUACGCAAAUAAUCACACAUUAUCCAGAAAAACGUUCUUUGAAACAAUGCAAAACAUCUGCUCUGCCAUAGAAGGCCUUUACCGUACAUCAGUUCGCUUAAAAACUGCACGCUGAUCCGAGGUGGCUUUGUUGUGACGUAUUUUGUGUGUUUUUGUUGUUUUAUGGCGGUGCAGAAGCACACAGAGCUGUAAUUAUGCCUUUUGUUCAUGAAUAAGAUCCACAAAAAGAACAGUGAUGGUCGGCUAAAAGUAGAAGUGUGGAAAAGGAUUUUUAUUCUAUCUGCAGUAUAACCAGUAAAGUGGAUUUUGUGGAUACAUGCUGUACACAUGGUGCUUUUUAUAAACAAAUAUUUUAUAUUUUUUAAAUGUCGCAGAGUGCUGUUUAACUGUAACUCACAGCAGUAAAGGGAAUUUUGUAUUAUAGCAUUUCAUUUCAAAGAUCUGUUGCUGUAAAUCCUUCUGCUAACAUCGCCAAGAAUGGGCAAAACACUUGUGUUUCAGCUGUUUUUAUUCAAACUACACAAACAUUUGGCCCACCUUCUCUGCCUGUGUGUUGCCUUCUCAGUUCACUCUGAUGCUUCUGAUCUUCUUGUAAUUGUAAUGUGUCACUAAUGAAAUAAACCGCAGUCAACCCC
This is a messenger RNA of Menidia menidia (Atlantic silverside), 2191 nucleotides long. Lineage: Eukaryota; Metazoa; Chordata; Actinopteri; Atheriniformes; Atherinopsidae. The record is from the annotation of a GenBank genome assembly.